Messenger RNA from Hevea brasiliensis (rubber tree), 2070 nucleotides. Its product is annotated as putative disease resistance protein RGA3. The record is from RefSeq and is a predicted model, not a curated record. Bases 1 to 2070 code for a protein of 689 amino acids. The transcript is spliced from 3 exons. Gene Ontology annotation, biological process: defense response to other organism. Lineage: Eukaryota; Viridiplantae; Streptophyta; Magnoliopsida; Malpighiales; Euphorbiaceae. Gene Ontology annotation, molecular function: ADP binding.
AUGGAUGCAAUACUUAAAGAGCUUAAAAAGCAAUUAGAGGGGAGAAAGUUUCUACUUGUUCUUGAUGAUGUGUGGAAAGUUGCGCGUGAGACGUGGGAUAAAUUAAAGAAUCGUCUGGUAAAUACUAAUAGAAACAAUGGAAAUGCUAUUGUUGUCACAACUCGCAGCGAAGAAGUAGCGUCAAUUGUGGAGACUCCUAGUUCGUAUAGGCAUGCAUUGGAUUUCUUGGCAGAUGCUGAUUGUUGGUCCAUUAUCAAAGAAAGGGCGGCAGUAACAUCAAUCCCUGUGGACAUGAAGGCCAUUGGGAAGGAGAUUGCAGAAAAAUGUAGAGGAGUGACGUUAGCUGCAAAAGUUUUGGGUGGGAUGAUGGGUUCCGCAAGGGACAAGGAGGCAUGGUUGUCGAUUAGAAAUAGUACUGUUUUUAAUGCCUCACAUGAAGAGGAUAAUAUUGAGUCUAUAUUAAAACUGAGUUGUGAUCACUUGCCUUCAAAUUUGAAAAAAUGUUUUGCAUACUGUUCGAUGUUUCGAAAAGAUUUUGAGUUUGAAAAGGAAGAACUAAUUUGGCUUUGGAUGGCUGAAGGUUUUGUUUUGCCAUGUAGUGAAGAUGAGGGCAACAAGUAUUUUAAUGCCUUACUUCAAAAUUCAUUUUUCCAAGAUGUGGAAAGGGAUAAAUACGGGGAUAUUAAAGGGUGCAAAAUGCAUGAUCUUGCAUUAUCUCUUUCAAAGUAUGAAACAUUGACUUUGAAAAACUGUUCAACUAGUGAUGAUACAUGUUCCGCUCGUUGUUUAUAUGUGGAUUGUCAAAAUGCAACAACUACACUGGCAUUUCCAAAAGGUGGUUCUAAGAAGCUGCGUAGUUUAUAUACGAAUGGUAUCGUCUUUGAUGGUCUUGGAAACACUAAAAUCAAAGUGUUGCCUGAAUCCAUCACCAAGCUCUACAAUUUGCAAACAUUGAGAUUCCUUAGGUGCGAUUCACUUAAAGAGCUUCCUAGAAAUAAAAUAUGCAAUCUGAUCAGCUUGAGGCACAUUGAAUUUUCUUAUGACAGGCAGAUGCCAUCUAGAUUGUCCUUUUUUGCUGUGGGUACCAAUAGGAGAGGUAGCUUUGGAGAACUAGAGUGCUUAAACCAACUAAGCGGGGAGUUGAAUAUUAGUUAUCUUGAGGAGGUGAGAAAUAAAGAAGAAGCUAAGAAAUCAAAUCUACGGGAGAAAACGAAAUUGAAAGCCCUUCGUUUUGUAUGGAGUUUUUUUGAAAGAACAAGCGACAACAAUGAGGAAAUGUUGGAAGGUCUUGAGCCUCAUUCAAACAUAGAAAGAAUAAAGGUAGAGAGAUAUUUGGGUAAAAAGUUCCCUCAGUGGCUAUAUAGGAUGAAAAUUCCGAGUGAAGGUGAUUCUUUCACUGUCUUUGAUAAUUUGGUGGAACUUGUAUUGGAGGACUGUCUGUUGUGUGAAGAAUUGGACAUCUUCCUCGUCAAAACGCUGGAACUAAUAAGCAUGGGUAAGAUAAGAUGUAUAGGGAACGAAUUCUAUAGCAUUGACAUUGGAAGCACAAGCAAUGGAGGGAGAAUGUUUCCAACAUUAAAGAAAUUAUCUUUCGAUAGUAUGUGGAGUUUAGUUGAAUGGAAGGCACCAUCAGUGGAUGAAGGAGGCGAAACAUCUGUAUUUUCUUGCCUUGAAGAAUUGUGCAUAAAGAGUUGUCCUUUGUUGGCAAAAAUUCCAUUAAGUGAUAGUUCAUCGCUUGUGACAUUGGAAAUCGAAAAUUGUGAAGAAUUGAGUUACUUAUUUGAAGAACUACAAAAAACGUCCUCUGCUGCUGCUACAAAACGAUUUUACCUGCUCUUCUUCCUUUCUCUCUCUCUUGCAAAAUCUCCUUGUUUUUCUCCUUGUGGAAAGAAAGUGAGAAAGAAGUUUUUAUAUGUUUCAGAGGUCUGCCCUAGAAUGGGUAAAAAGGCAGAAGAUUCUGCAGAAAGUGAUGUAUUAAAUAGGAGGGUUGAGAGUGCCACGCCCGCCAUUUUCAUUAAAACGACACAAGCUGAAUCGGUUGUAUUACACCUUGUGCUGCAAGUUGUGUAA